UGGACGGGGCGGUUACCAAACGAACAAAAGGGUAAGAGAGGAGGGGCACGCGCCCUCUUGUCCUAUCAUAGAAAGUACGUAACUGCAAACAAGAGUUUACGUAGAGACCACCCACAUUGCGUAAAUACUAACAACAAACAUGGCGGACGAUCACACAGACGCAGACCAAUCUAUGGAGGGGAACACUCCAAUUGCUGAAAACCCCCAUUCUGAAUAUGGACUGACAGAAAACAUCCAGAGAAUAGUGGAAAACGAGAAAGCCAACACAGAGAAGGUCUCCAAACAGAAGGUGGAUCUGCAGUCGCUCCCCACCAGGGCAUAUUUGGAUCAGACAGUGGUGCCCAUUCUUCUUCAAGGCUUAUCUGUGUUGGCCAAGGAAAGACCUACAAAUCCUAUUGAAUUCUUAGCAGCCUUCCUUCUCAAGAACAAAUCACAGUUUGAAAAUCGAAAUUAAGCCCCAGACGGAUGGAAAUGUGCACUUUGAGGCCAUAUGUUUAAAAUGAAGAAAAUUGUUGUUUCUGUCAAUGGUUAUGUUUGCUAAUGAUAGUGUAUGUUGUUUUUUAAACCAGAAUAAAGAUUGUGCUGCAA
Molecule: messenger RNA, 588 nt
Organism: Oncorhynchus keta (chum salmon)
Lineage: Eukaryota; Metazoa; Chordata; Actinopteri; Salmoniformes; Salmonidae
Product: protein dpy-30 homolog
Exons: 5
Coding region: 140-454 (104 amino acids)
Cellular component (GO): Set1C/COMPASS complex
Source: RefSeq, a predicted model, not a curated record